AGGGAAAUAAGUUGAAGAAAUGUACCUGUGCUCCAAUGUUCUUCAGAUUCUCUUUCUUCUAAUUCUUGUGUCUCCAUUGACCUCCUUAACAUAUGAAGACUCCUAUGAUGACGACUACAAGGGGUGUUUUCAACAAAGAGAAAUGCAAAUUAAGAAAGGAUAUCUAUCCUGUGAGAUGAAACAUAACUGGGCAUUAAAACAUGCAUGGGACAAAGCCUGGGCAUAUUGGAGCUACCAAAUCCCUCCUAAAUUAGACAGGGACACAGCCACUGCGGUCACCGCCUACACCUCGAACUCGCUUUUUUCACAACUGAACUCGGCUGUGGAAGGUGGAACGCACAAAGUGACAAAUGGCUACUUCAGAUCUAUGCAUUUACUGCUUACCAAGGCUAUCCAAAUUCUCAGGCCUGGUAACUGUAUAACGACCUACCGAGGAAUUAAUGUCUUCAUCCCACUGAAAAAAGGGGAGAUGUUUCGCUUUGGAAGGUUUGCCUCAUCUACUACAAUUUGGCACAUCGCCCAAGGUUUUGGCUUGAAAAUGUUCUUCAUAAUUAGAACAUGCUAUGGGGCAAACAUUGCACCAUAUUCUUUAUACAAGAGUGAAUCCGAAGUGCUGAUUCCACCUUAUGAAGUGUUUACAGUCACCUCAGUCCAUGGGAAACAAGUCAACUUGAUAUCCACAGGGAAGACCCUAGUGAACAAGAGGUGCAGGCCACUGAGCCACAGCUGUCCCUACAAGCCUAGUUGGAAUCCAUACCUGGGGUAUGGGCGUAAGUGACCUGGUAUCUUCACUACUACUGCCACUGAA
Messenger RNA from Erpetoichthys calabaricus (reedfish), 808 nucleotides. RefSeq names its product ecto-ADP-ribosyltransferase 5-like. Bases 20 to 778 code for a protein of 252 amino acids. The record is from RefSeq and is a predicted model, not a curated record. Gene Ontology annotation, molecular function: NAD+ poly-ADP-ribosyltransferase activity; NAD+-protein-arginine ADP-ribosyltransferase activity. Lineage: Eukaryota; Metazoa; Chordata; Cladistia; Polypteriformes; Polypteridae. The transcript has 2 exons.